CAUAGACGAGGGUCAUUAGACUCAUCAGGGAUGAAGAGAGAGAGCACAGAUAUAAAAACACACUCAGUAGGAUCAGGAACUAACAACCUCACGCUUGCGCUGUGAUUAACUGCUGCAGAUUGUUGAUCUCAUUUGUAUGUUGAUAUCAAGCAACAGAGAAACCCAGUGGUCAGUGCUUUAUAGAUGGGAAAGAAAGAGUGACUGAGGCACUAUUUCUUCCCGCAUCUUUCUGAGAGUUUUCAGCGUUGGACAAUGACUACUUCACCUGGAGAACUAGACGAGCUGUGCUAUCUCUCAGCUCAGUCUAUGACAUCACUGGUGACAUCAGAUCAUUUCAAAAUUAUCAAAAAGCUGGGCGAAGGGUCAUACGGCAAAGUGAUGCUGGCCGUGCAUAAGAAAAGAGGAACGGCAAUGGCUCUGAAGUUCUUCCCUCGCUGCUCUACCAGUCUCCAAGCUUUCCUGCGUGAAUACAAUCUCUCCCUUUCUUUUUGCACACAUCCCUCUCUGACACGGGCCUUGGGAAUCUUCUUCUCAACGCCUGGUCACUAUGUCUUCGCCCAGCAGGCUGGUCUUUAUGGUGACCUGUACAAUGUCAUCGUGUCUGAGGAGGGGGUGAGUGAGGAGUGCACCCAGCGCGUGAUGUCCCAGUUGAGCGGUGCUGUGUCACAUCUCCACUCUCUUGGCUUCAUUCACCGUGACAUAAAACCGGAGAACGUGUUCUUGUGUGACCAAGCUUGUCGGUGGGUCAAACUGGGCGACUUCGGCCUGGCUAGGCCGCAGGGGACCCAGGUCCGAGCCGUUUGGUACAACUCUCCUUUCUGUGUCCCUGAGGUGGAGAAUGCUAAGAGAAUCAUUGAGGCAGAGGAGGAAGAUGAAGUAAAAGAUAUCUGGAUGUCAGUGGAGCCCUGUUUAGAUAGUUGGGCUUUGGGAAUUCUUGUAUUCUGCAUGUUGACUGGCUGCUUUCCGUGGGAAGAGAGCACUUCGGAUGACCUUUCCUACUGUGCGUAUAGAGACUGGUUUAACAAAAUCAAACAGAGGGAGGAAGUAUCACAUAAUUGUGAAAAGCAUGGAGGAGACACUGUGGGUGAGGAGGCUGAGAUAGAGGUGGCCUCACAGUUUGACUCUUUAAGCUCAUUGGUCCUCACCCUACUUAGGCAACUGCUCCACCCACUGCCCUGGCUCCGUGCUGGACCAGAUGAGAUCCUGUCCUACCUUGGGGGACCUUGGUUGCUUAAAACAGAGAAAGAAGAGAUGAGGAGAGAACAGGAGGCGCGAGAGGAGGCCAAGAAGAUGCAGGAAAGAGGAGGGGUCGUGAAGGAAAAAGAAAUAUUGGGAAGGAGGGAGAGAUAAAGAUAAUGUACAAUAAGAUUUUUAUAAAUAGAUGUAAUUUAUAUUCAAGAGUUUUUAUAUGUUGUUUGUUUUUUUGGAUAAUGUAAUGUAUAGAAGUUUUGUACAUAAGUUGGUAUUUUUGUAACAGAAAAGGAUGCAUUGAUAUAUUGGCCAAUAAUCGGUGGCCCUCUACACAUUUUUCACACUAUUGGCUGGCUGAUAGUUUAAAAACAGACCAUGAUCAGGGCCGGUAUACCCCGAGGAUGGGAAAACGCAAUGAAUG
This is a messenger RNA of Triplophysa dalaica, 1612 nucleotides long. RefSeq names its product SH3 domain binding kinase family, member 3 (gene sbk3). The record is from RefSeq and is a predicted model, not a curated record. The coding region runs from base 253 to 1350 and encodes 365 amino acids. Gene Ontology annotation, molecular function: protein serine/threonine kinase activity; ATP binding. Gene Ontology annotation, biological process: peptidyl-serine phosphorylation; peptidyl-threonine phosphorylation. NCBI's taxonomy places the organism in Eukaryota, Metazoa, Chordata, Actinopteri, Cypriniformes, Nemacheilidae. The transcript has 4 exons.